UAUAUAUGCAGCCUUUUAAUACGGAUUCAGAUAACUACAAAUAGUAAUAAUAAAUGUGGAUAUUUAUAUUCGCAUGUGUUACAAACAAGUGACCAAAUACUGUGUGACGUGUACCGGGCGGGCAGAUAUUAUAUUAAAUGCAUUGAACUGAAGGUAUACCAGCCGUCAUAACGCUUCAUAACCUCUGGCAGCAGAUGAUAUGAUCUAUGAAAGUGUUACAUCCCUGCAACAUGUGGGCUACAUCGUGAUUUCCCUCUCACAUUCACAUUAUAUCCUCCUCGGUCUCCCGUUUAAAAGAUUAGCGAGCGUGGCUCUCGGGUAUUUAUUGUGUAUUACGUCUUGUAUCGGGACUUUUAGUGCCCUCGGCAGGCUCAGACGGGAACCGCCGAGGCAAACGUAUCGGCUCUCAUGUGGUUUUGGGAGACUCAUUGUGUGGGUAAAUGGUAAAUGGUAAAUGGACUGCAUUUAUACAGCCCUUUUCUAAUCAGUGGCCAUUCAAACCACUUAUAUAUUUUUAAUACUGCCUCACAUUCACCUAUUCAUUCACACAUCGACGGCGGAGUCAACCAGGGCGAAAGCCGGUUGGUUGGGACGGGAGCAGUAUAUGGUGAGGGGUCUGGCUCAGGGACACUUCGGCACUCAGGUAGGAGGAGCCGGGGAUCGAACUGGCAAUCUUCCGGUUACCAGCCAACCCGCCUCCUGAGCCACAUGCCGCCCAUAUUAUAGCGCCCUCUGGAGGCUUGAACGGGAAUCGCCGAGGCAAGCAAACGUCGGCUCGGAGGUUGUGGUAGGGGAGGGAGACUCCUUGUGUCCUGGUGGAUGAACAGAGCGCAGACUCGGUGGAUGGCUGGAUGACAGCGGCUGCUGGUCCCACCGACACACCGCUGAUGUAUGCCGGGUCAGACGGAAUAUACUGCAGCGAUGCACAUCGACAACACGGUGCCUGCCUUACGUUUUUACUGAAGCUGGCUUUUCACGCUUUCGCUAUUGUCCACAUGCCAUAAUAAAGCGACACCGUUGCCGACCCCACGGACUCCCCGGUCCCCUGAUCCGUCCACCUCACCGCGAUGAGCGGCACAAGGACACCGCUAUGAAGCCCGACCAGAACGGAGGCUGCUGCUGGUGGUGUCUAGUGGGGCUGUUCCUGCUCUCUUUGUUUAUAGUGUUGGCAUGGCUCGUCCAAUAUUCACUAGCCACUGUGCGUUCGUGGAGGGCCAAGGAUCUCGUAGGCAACAGAGCAGCCCGUCAUCUUCCCGUUAUCCACCAGGAUCACCGGACAGACACGGGGGGCUGGCGGGGCUUCCUGCUCAGGCUCAGGCCAGGCCGUAGUGGAAGAGCUGUUUCAGAAGCAGGGGCUAAAGGCUUACUCUCCACCCUGUUUUCUUUCAAGUCGUUCGGGGAACCCUGGCAGAGAGCCUGGGUGAAAGCCUUGAAUGACCAAGCUUGCAGGCAUGGGAGCUCCAUCCAGAUAACCUUCGACAGCACUCUGCCACUGACGGCCUCCACUGCCAUCGAGCGUGUGACAUGCACAGACCAAUCAGCACGCAGCAUGGUCUUGCAUUGUGACUGCCGCCUGGACUCUGUCACGUUUCCAGUGACGGUCACGCAGCAGUCGCACGCCGCCGUUUCCAUGGACACCUACCAGGUCACCAUAGAGCCCGUAGUGGCGAAGCUGGUGGCGUCUCUGGAGGAGGCGAAGGAGGGGGGGCUGCUGGUGUCCUGGUCCCUCUCCAAGCAGCCGCCGUUGGCCCUGCGUGUGUCUCCACGCAAGCUCCACAAACAGGGUGCGGAGGGCGAGGCGGACCUGAACACCAUAAAGGCGCUGGUGGAGGACGCCCUGUACAGCACUCAGCCCUCCCUCGUGCUCAGCCUCCGGUCCUGUGAGAGCAGCGCUACCGUCACUCCGGAGCACCAGUCUGGGUGGCUGACCCCUGCUCCCCAGUGCGUGCCCGUCCACCGGCUCACGCUCCGCCAGCUGAGGGCAACCUGCCAUAAAGGCCAGUGGACCAGCCCAGCUGAGCUGUGCUGUGUGUUGAGUCUGGACCAGUCAUCCACAGAGAAGAGGACUGGGUUUGUGUGCGUACCCGGCAGCCCGGCCUGCUCACUGGGCUGGAGUGAAGACAUAACAUUGGAUCUGCAGCCCGAGACCAAAGAGCUGAGGAUAAGACUCCUGGAGCAGAGCGGCGCCAGAGAGCAGUUCCUGCCUGGGCAGGCCUCCAUAGCGCUGGACGUGGGGGGUAAGGGGCCCACCGGGCCCCUCACGGUGUCGGUGAGCCCCGGGCACGGCCUGGCCCCCGACGUCACCGUCACCUUAGAGCUGCUGUAUGUGGAGUCGGAGGGGUCGUGCGGGGGUCACAGCCCCUCGUCGCUCCGCAGCUCGCUGACCCCGACCAAGAAGGUGGACGUGGACCGCACCAUCAUGCCGGACGGAACCAUCGUCACCACGGUUACCACAGUCCAGUCGCGGCCCAAAGAGCGCAACCAAGGUGAAUCCCCAUUGCCCUCCCCUUACAAGGUGGAGGUGACGGAGAAGGGACCCACAGUCCUGUCGGACAGCAGGGGCAGCCCAGGUCCCAGCUUGAGCCCCCCAGUCACCAACGGCCUGGACCCCGUAGCGGAGACGGCCAUCAGGCAGCUGACGGACUCCUCGGGCAGAGUCUCCAGGAAGACUCCGACUAAAAGGAGCACGCUCAUUAUCUCAGGGGUGUCAAAGGCCCCCCUCUCAGAGGACGACAACGCGUUGUCGAAGGGCUACGCGGCGGCCAUGGACGCCGCCAUGCACGCCAACCACCAGGGGGCGCUGCCGCGGCCGGACCCGGACGAGAGGACGCCGUCGGACGCGUCGGAACGGCCCUCGGUCGACGACGUGGAGUCCGACACCGGCUCCAACGGCGUCAUGGAGACACGCAGCCUCAAGGACCACAAAGUGGGCUUCCUCCGCAGCGGCUCCAAGCUGCUGUUCCGCCGACGGCGCCGGGACAAGGACCCCGCCGUCAGCCAGUCCCACGAGGACCUCUCCCAGACGGGGGAGGGCGCCGGCGCGGCCGCCUCCGCCCCCGCCGCCUCCACCCUCAAGCGCAAGAGCUCCGGGAGCUUCUCGCGCCGCCUCAUCAAGCGCUUCUCCUUCCGCUCGUCGGGGAAGUCCAAGAGCGGCGGCGCCGCCAACGGAGGAGCCGGGGCGCCGGGGAACUGAUCGCCACGGCGACCGGGAUCACAGCCACGCAGGGUCACUUUAUUCGGUUGGAUCGGCGGCGGCGGCGGACGUGGGUGUUGGCGCGGACCUCCUCUUCGACCUCGGUUUCGUGUGCUGUUGCUGACGGUGCGCUAAGCACUAUGACAUCAUUCAUGACAUCACAGACAGGUGGGCGAUGCGCCCCGGGCGGGCGAUGCUUCACCUGUCGGUCUCUGCAAAGACUCCCCUGGGAAGGACUCGGAGAGAAACACCUGCACUUCAGGACAACAUGGGAGCAGUCGUAAGGAGGUAUAACGAGUGACACCUCAUGUGGUAUUUAAGGUGUUUUCCUUAUUUUGGGGGGGUUGUAAGCUCUGCUGCUGGGGAUUAGAGGGUCAUUGAGUAAGAUUUGGAGACUGUUCGACAUGGGCAAUACGACCAGCAAUAUACCUGUGGAUUGUUGAAACUUGCAUUUCUUUUUUUUAUGCCAAUGACUAAAACGUUUUAAUAUAUGUUAUUCAAAUUAAGGCUUGGAAUAAUGUACUUACUGCACCUGGCAGGUGUAGUAAAUACAUUAAGACAUGUGUGGCCAUUUUAACUUUGUGUUCUGACUACUGACUGUAUAGACAAAGAAACAAAACAAACCGUACAUAGUGCUCCUUCUAAUUGUGAAUCGGAUACAAAUGAUGAAAUGCUGUAUGCGCUUUUAUACACAAGGGGGCACUGGAGAUGGGAUUGUAACUGUAACAACUAUUUAUUGACAUACGGAUAUUACUAUUGUUUGCACUCUGGUUACCGUUUUUAUUUUGUUGUCAUUAGCACAUUAUUUUAUGAACUGAUUGGAGUCGCAUAGGACUUUAGGAAAAAGUGAUGUACUACUCUGACUUAAAAAAUUCAAGUGCUAUUUUAGCGCUAUUUGUGUUGAGUUGUAUAGUAGGCUAUAAACAUUGAUUUGUGUGUUUAAUUUUAUUUUGUAUAGUAAAUUAAAAUAAUGUACUUAAUAAUUUACGAGUUAAUAAAUCAAUGCCUCGAUCUGGAAUUAGGUGUACAUAAAAGUCUUGCUUAUACAUUUGGGGUUUUUAAUAAGGUUUUUUAAUGUAACUUAAUGUGGGAAAACAUUGCAGGUAUUGUUUUAUAUUGUUUGGUAGUUCCAUGAAUAGACAUACAAUGAAAUAGUAACACAUGUACUCAAACGCUCACAAAUCAAAACAUGUUCAUUUUUAUUUGUUUGUAUUUAAACAACUGAGUGAAGAAACAAUUGCAGCCUACAGAGAGCUUUGCAAGCAUAACAACCCUACAUAAACUGUAUAGCAAUAUAAAUAAAUAAAUAACUGCAACAGGGGAACCCUGAACAUCAAGACAUAGAAUAUAGUCUAAAUUCUUCAUUUCCAGUAGUAUUUUCAAUAAAAAGCAUUUAAGUGUCAUGUUAUGCAUGCAUGUUUACUGUAUUCUAAGGGUGUAAAACCUUUUGCAGCAAUUCAUUUUUUCUUUCUAUUUUAUACAGAAUAAUUAUCUGGUAACGGGUGUGGCAAGCACACUGGCAAUUAUGUAUUGGUGUCUUGUGAUCUUGCAGUUACCUCCACACAUCAAAUAACAUUGUUCUAAUAACUUUUACCUCCAUAAACCUAUUUACAAGCAUAUAAUUUAAUUCAAGAAAUGUCCAUCAGCAAUAUUGUUAUAGAUUUGUAAAUAUAUAAUUCAGGUUGAGUAAAAAAACAUUGAAUCUGGAGCUACAGGAUAUAAUUGAAUUCAACAGAUGCUGAUUUCUCAGGGCUGUAUGUCAAUAUACUGUACAAGAGAUAUUUCCUGUCUGUUAGUAUUUGUUCCUCAAAAGACAACCUUAGUAUGGGAACUAAGGAAAGAUGGUAUGUUAUGUGUGCAAUCAUUAAGUUCAGAACUGCUAAUUUAAGACAUUUUCUACUGUACGAAAGAAUAGAGUUCUUAGAUAGAAAGAUAGGGUCAUGACCACCAAAGUUCAAAAGGAAGCCAUCACCCAAUGUCAAUAAACAUCUUACAUCUGCGUUUGACCUUUAAAUUCGCCAAUAAAACCACAGAAAAAUGUUGUGUAAAAGGUAAGGCAACUAUUGUCAUAUGCCAUUUACAAUUUGAAAUGCCCUCAAUGUGAAAAUAAUGUUUACUAUAUUGCAAAUAAAUUAUUUUUCAAGCCUCUCAGUCUAGAACAGAUGUGUGUGUAGUUUGAUUGGCCACGGUUACAGAAUGUGCAGAGCGCCAAAAUGUUCAAAGUUUAAAAAAAGCUGUCCUGAUUGCCGCUAAAACUUGAGAGGCGGGCACAUAAACCAAUGGCACGAAGGAGGGAAAAUCCUCUUCUCUAACCGCGAACCUGAUUGGUCAUAGGUGAAGU
Messenger RNA from Gadus chalcogrammus (walleye pollock), 5534 nucleotides. It is a transcript of the gene c2cd2l, whose product is annotated as c2cd2 like. The transcript is spliced from 15 exons. The coding region runs from base 1091 to 3193 and encodes 700 amino acids. The record is from RefSeq and is a predicted model, not a curated record. Gene Ontology annotation, biological process: positive regulation of insulin secretion involved in cellular response to glucose stimulus. Lineage: Eukaryota; Metazoa; Chordata; Actinopteri; Gadiformes; Gadidae. Gene Ontology annotation, cellular component: cytoplasmic side of apical plasma membrane. Gene Ontology annotation, molecular function: phosphatidylinositol binding; phosphatidylinositol transfer activity.